This is a messenger RNA of Aegilops tauschii subsp. strangulata, 1266 nucleotides long. RefSeq names its product protein FAR1-RELATED SEQUENCE 5-like. Lineage: Eukaryota; Viridiplantae; Streptophyta; Magnoliopsida; Poales; Poaceae. Gene Ontology annotation, biological process: regulation of DNA-templated transcription. The record is from RefSeq and is a predicted model, not a curated record.
AUGUCAUGGUUCUACGGGAAUCCUAAAGAUGUACCAUACACAACAAAGGACAUCGCAAACCAGCGAGCUAAAUUCCGGAUGGAGUACCGCCAUGCUGAUGUGGGGAGCACAAUCUCAUACUUCCAAGAUAUGAAGGCACAAGAUCCAGAUUUCUAUUGGAGAAUAAAGCUUGAUGAUGAGGACAGAGUGGAAAAUUUGUUCUGGAUAGAUGGUGCGUCGCGCAGGGCAUAUGCUAGAUACAAUGAUGUCAUCUCAUUCGACACAACAUACAUAACCAACAUGUACAAGAUGCCCUGUGCGCCCUUCAUUGGCAUUAAUAACCAUGGGCAAUCAAUCCAGUUUGGUUGUGGGUUUGUUCGAAACGAACUAUCUGGUAACUUUGUGUGGCUGUUUAAUGCAUUCUUGCAUGCAAUGGGUGGAAUUGCGCCAAAGAACAUAAUAACAGAUCAAGAUUUUGCAAUGAGGAGUGCUAUUGAUGAGGUGUUCAUCGGGAUAGUACACAGGAAUUGCCGUUGGCAUAUAAUGAAAAAAGCACAGGAGAAGCUUGGGAAGCUGAUGGCUGACGAUGAGCCACUAAACAAUGCAUUCAAGGAUUGUGUUGACAACAGCCUGGCUGUUGAGGAGUUUGAGCACAAGUGGCGGGUGAUGAUGGAAGCGUAUGGCCAGACUGACAAUGAGCAUUUCCAAUGGCUGUGGGAGAACAUGAAGUGUUGGGUCCCGGAUAAGGUGAUGGCUAGCGUGUCAAAAGAGCAGUUGGAAACAGUGUACAAAGAAACCGAGAUGUACUCGAUGAACCCGCUGGAGAUGCAGGUGCGGGGGCUGUACACACAUAACCUGUUUUGCAAGUUCCAGGUGGAGAUGAAGGUGAAAUCAGCCUACAAAUGCGACGCAUUGGAUGAUGGUACUUUCAAGAUUGGGGUAUACGAGAUACCUGAAAAGUACAUCCUAAAGAGGUGGACCUGGGAUCCAGAGGAGGAUCUUAUUCAACCUGAUUUCGAACAGCCAACAGUUAAGAAGUCGAUGCCAGAGGAGGGGAAAAGCGUCAUGCGAUACACGUCAAUUCUUAAAGAAUUUAAGGCAUCAGCCAAAGACGCUUGCCUAACAGAUGACGGGACCAGAUUGGCAAGAAAACACCUGUAUAAUUUCAAGGAGGAGCUUGAAACCCUGAAGAACAAUCAACUUAGAAAGGCAAGAAAGGAAAAGGAAGAAGCAAAAGGAUCGUUUCAAAGCAGCCGGAUCCCUGCUCAGUACCUGUGGGGCGGGUGA